Porites evermanni is the source of this 578-nucleotide messenger RNA. NCBI's taxonomy places the organism in Eukaryota, Metazoa, Cnidaria, Anthozoa, Scleractinia, Poritidae. The record is from the annotation of a GenBank genome assembly.
AUGACGGCAAAGGAUCGGAAGACAGUGACGCCUGCUCUUACAAUGAACAGUGAACCUGCUAUGCUCUGUAAUAUCAUUCAAAGUGAAGCCUUCAGUAAUCUUGGACGCCACCAGCGAGUUACAGCCUUGGCUCUGAAGUUUAUUAAGCUUUUAAAGUCACAGCGACAAGGUGAUGUGAAUCAGAAGCCUGAGAUACAUGUGACCGGUGUAGACAUAGAAGAAGCCGAACUUCUAUGGAUCAAGGAAGUUGAGCGAGAGAUGAAGAGCAAGGAGAAUUUUAAGAUGAGGUGGGCCCAGCUGGGGUUGUUUGAGGAUGAUAAGGGAGUUAUUGUAGACUCGGGAACAGGGAGCUUACAGAUUCGGCGAAGUAUCCAAUCUUGCUUGACGCUAGCCACCACUUAAUUACACUUGUAGUCUGGAGAUGUCACGAAAGAGUCAUGCAUGGAGGAGUUGAGGAAACACUGUUCGAGGCCGAUAAUUUAUCAGAAGUUUGUUGUUUAUAUGCACAGUUUGUAACAAAUUUGAAGGGAAACCGUAUAAGGUUCCACGAGCUCCACCCCUGCCUAGCUACGGAGUGA